Messenger RNA from Anoplophora glabripennis (Asian longhorned beetle), 594 nucleotides. Its product is annotated as glutathione S-transferase 1-1-like. The transcript is spliced from 3 exons. NCBI's taxonomy places the organism in Eukaryota, Metazoa, Arthropoda, Insecta, Coleoptera, Cerambycidae. Gene Ontology annotation, biological process: glutathione metabolic process. The record is from RefSeq and is a predicted model, not a curated record. Gene Ontology annotation, molecular function: glutathione transferase activity. Bases 1 to 498 code for a protein of 165 amino acids.
AUGUCAGUCGGCCUCUACUACACUCCGGGAAGUAGCCUUUGCAGAACUGUCCUUUUGGCAGCUAAAGCUAUUGGUGUAGAUUUAAAUUUGAAACUUCUAGAUAUUGCUGGAGGAGAACAACUUAAACCGCAAUUUAUUAAAUUUAACCCGCAGCCUACAAUACCAACUCUAGUUGACAACUACUUCGUAGUUUGGGAAAGUAGGGCCAUCAUCACAUAUUUGCAAAAUAAGUAUGGUAGAAAUGAUUCCUUAUAUCCAAAGGAACCGAAGAAACGAGCAAUUGUGGAUCAAAGACUGUAUUUCGACAUGGACCUAUUUUCGCGUUUCCAUCAAGUUUAUAACCCAAAGACUUUAGCUGCGGGACAUCCAGAUCCAGAAAUUGUUAAAAGUGCUAAUGAGGGCUUAGAAUCUUCAGAUACAUUUUUGAAUAAGUCCGAAUUCGUUGCAGGCGACCAACUUACUUUAGCUGAUCUAGCCAUAGUGACUCAAAUAUCUUGAAUUAGUGAAUCAUGACAUAUCCUCCUACAAGAAUAUCCAAAAGUGGCUCGACAAAGUCAAAGUGACUGCUCCAGGUUACAAGGACGCCAAUGAAGA